AUAGAUCAAGCUUAAAAUUUUAUGUACAAUGUGCUCUUUGCUUUAUGUUUCUUUCUGUAUAUCUCUUUCUGAUUUAAAUCUUGAUCUUGUAGUUAGAAGAAAAUAAUGAAUAAGAAAUAAGAAGCGAAGAGCAUAUUGUAGAUCAGGUUUAAAAGCGUAAAAAUGCCUUUUAUAAGCCUUUUGAUUGGCCAUAAGCCAGUUUAUUAGAGCCUUUAGCCAUAAAAGAGUUCAAAAUAUAAACCAAAGUCUCGCGAAUUUCGGUGUGAUUUUUUUAGCUUUCCUCGCGACGUCGCCGAGUUUCCAGAUUAACCAAACCGGUGCACGCUUGUACGUAGCGUUGUGCCGAAUCACUCGAUUGCUCUAAAUUCAUCGAAUUAUGUUCGUGAUGUAUUCUCGUCGAGCGCCUUGAGCGCUUUGGUUGCUUCUGGCUAUGAGCGGGAAUGAGCGUGCGGUCCUGUUAUCUCCGAAAUUCGGCUGGAGUCAUUGUGAGUCGAGUCACCGUGUUAAGUGUUUACGUAGAGAGCCGCUCAAGAGCGGCGAGAGAACGGCACGGGCGGAGCGACACGCGUGUACGAAGCGUGCGCGCCAUAAUGGCGGAGUGCUAAUUAACAGCAAGAUAUUUCUCGCAAUCCGCGACAUUGACAUCACGACGUGCGCGCGCACGCAGGCACGUACACACGCACGUAUACAUACACACACAUACAUACACACGGCCGCCCGAAAUUGCGAGAUAUCCCCGCGUUUAUUUCCUCUGUUAUGUUUCACGAAACGCGCUUCACCGAGACCGAACCUACACGCAACGAUCGCGCGUUCCCAUGAAUUAUUUACGAGAUAUGAUCGAGUAAAAAAAGUAUCAACGUCACCGACGCAGGCGUCGCCGGCGCGACAUUAACAAUUCCUGAUGUUAUCGUCCCGGGACGGAUUCCACACCGGCCAGAUUUGGAUCUUAUUUCCACACUAGCCUCGUUCGCGAUGUUUCCGAGGACGCGGAAUCGUGAAGUUGCACGCGCGCGCGCGCGACGAAUUUACGAACGGCGAGUUCGUAACGCGAAGUGCCAUGCAAAAAUAUUGCUAUCUGACAAACGCUCCCACAUUUUCCCAGCAACGUUACGCGCGGCGCACACGUGUUAUAUCGACGCGUUAGAUCGCGCUGCUCGUCGAUAGCAGACUUUUCUCGUCGAUAUUCAUGGACGGCUCACUUAUCGUUUUUCUUGCGACCGUAUUCGUCAUUGAUGAUUGUCGCUUUUCUAUCAAUCAUCGUUUAACGUUUAACUUAAUCUCGCUAGUCAAGACAAGAUAUCGAAACACUUUGAUAAUAACGAUAAAGAAUCGGUAAUCUGUAGAUUUCAUCCAGAUUGCCUGUGCAUACUGAAAAUAUAAGUCACACGCAUGCAUAAACAUAGUAAUUCUUUCUUCCUUUCUUUCUUCCUUUAUCGAGGAAGAGAGAGAAGAAUUGUUAACAUUGGCUUGAAAAAUUCAAAUAUAGAGUGGAGGUCAACUAAUAUUGUCGCUUUUAAAUUGUCACUUUACACACUCAGCACAGAUAACAAAUUCUGAUCGUAUUCUGUCGAAAUUACUAUGUUAAAUUCCUCGUUUAUUACAAUGAUUAUCAUUAUCCUCCUCAUAUCUCCCAAGAUAUACAUAAUCUUUCGAAACAUCGACAUUUUUGGCCGAUUAUACAGUGCCAGUUAUCUAUAUCUCGAGUCACAUACAUACACACACAUGCAAAGCAUUACGAUACGACAUAGAGAUAUUUUCGAAACCUUUGCCAUCCUCAUUGACUGAAGUGUUUUCUCAAUCGCUCUGAUCGCGACUGAUUAAAGCGAAUGCUUAUGAACUCAUUGCCAAUCUAUCAGUGUGCGUAAGCGAUAUACAUAAAAGCAGAAAAAGAAGAAUAAAAAAAACACUUCUGAUCAGUGUAACUUUACAAAGAGAACUUGCGUAAAUCUCCGUCCAUCCGGGAUUCGUUGUCGAUCACGUAGGCAAAUUUCGAUUUGGAUGAGCUCGCAGAGGAAUGGACUCGCGCGUUAAUGACGCCGUACUUCUCAAUAGUAAAAACCGCCCCUCGGUCGUACCGUGGUUGGUAAUCGUUGUCAGUCAGCGGCGGCUUGUUCGCCGUUUUGCAUCGAUAAGUCGCGAAAGACCUUUAUCACUGGGACGCGGACGGUCGCGCGGGAACGUCGCGCGCGACGUAAAUAAAAGGCAGUCGAGCUAGGGGAGACUCUCACCUCAGAGAGAGAGAAGCAAGAGGCACAACACUCUCUUUGGUUUCUCCUCCGACGCGAGUUUCUCUGUGUGACGCGGACUAGUCUCCCCGGCCGAGUCUCUCUCUCUCUCUCUCUCUCUCUCUCUCUCUCUCUCUCUCUCUCUCUCGUCGAGUCUCUCACGACGACGUGGAUCCGAGAGGAAACGAACGUGAUAUCGAUGUUAUUUGCUGUUGACGCUCCGAUAUCGGCCGUGUCGCCGGACAACCCGAGCGGCAAACGGGGGGAUUCGCCCGCGUGGACUUUACUAAUGGCGGCACGAUUAAAGAUACUUGUAUAUUUCCGACAGAUAUUCCAGUCGCGAUAUGCGUCGAUAGAUAUUGCAUUUUGUUUCCACGCUGCUGAGUCCCGCUGAGUCACGAAUACCAAUCAGACGUCGGUAUGUCCGUGUGAUGUUAAUAUCAUCGUCUAUUAAUAUGCCGAGAGAUACUGUUGUUUCUUUACUUUUAAUGCUUUUAAUUGACGUUACGCAACGCGCUCACCUGGCGGCACAGCGAAAUUCGAUUCCUAUCUUUUGCACCUGAACUGUAAAGUCGAGCGGAGAGCGCAACGCGUAUUAGUGUGUACGGAGAGCGGUCAAUUUUUUAAUUCGCUCUGCUGCCGAAAGGAAAUGUGUCUUGAGCGGAAGGCACCGCGCCGAAUCUCCGCUUUUCGAUUAAGGAUCCCAUAAGUCACAAUUCAAUUCAACACGUGAUUCGGCUCCGUUGUAUUCAGCAAAUUAACGAUAGGCCAUCGCGAUUCCUCCGCUCUCUUAACUCGCGAUCCACUUAUACAAUUAUUUAUUGACGCACGCCAUUUAGUUUCCCAAGGUUUCUCAAACGUCGUCGUGUUGUCGUAUUUCGCUUUCUCGGGAAUAACAACUCGGUGACUUGCAUAUAAUGAAAUACAGAAACAAAGGUUUAACAUAUUAAUUCGAAUUGUUACGUUACGUUACAUGUAAAAAACAAAAAUUGAGAAAACAAGUUUGUUCGGAUUAACCGAAUGUCUGCUGAAGUAUAAACAAGCCAGAAAUUCCGACUGAAGUCACCAGAAUUCUGUUCGAGUUAACGGAAUUCUGGUUAUCCAAAAUUCGCGCAAUUCAAGUUAACUCGAAUACUAGUGAUUUCGAUCAGAUUUCUGAUUCAUUCAUGUUUCAUUCAGACAUGUUUCGUUCAGACAUUUAGUUAAUCCAAACAAACUUUUUUUUGCGUACAAUGUAGGGGAAAAUGUCCAGCAGCCGGCGCUCGUUACAGCUCCUAUCAGCUUUCGACACUUUUGCUCGGAUGCCAUUAAAUAUCAAGAUGUACGGCAAUUUAUUAAUUAUAUAUUAAUUAUUUUUCAAUUAUUAUGUAUUUAUUUCUUCGUUUUCUUUGAUAUCCUCAUGCGUUUUAAAUCUCGACAAUCCUUGAUGGAAAUAAAAGAGUAAGAAUAUCAAGGAUCUAACAAUACUUCUUCUCUUUUCGUUCUGAGGAGUUCAGAAUAAACUCUUCUUUGUGCAAAAAGAUUUAAGUAAAGUGUUAUUUGGCAUCAUUUUUAUCAGGGAUGUCUUGAAUACCGAUUAUUGCUGGAUAUUUCCUCCUAUUUGAGAUGUUAUCAGAGAGACGAAAAGGUCGGUGUCUGGUACGGAGUCCUAAAACGUCCAUCUUCCGCGCGAUUGAGACGACUGAGACGAAGCGAUUUUUGCCGAUUACGAUCGUGCUUUCGCUUUUGGCGGUAUCGUUUUUUCGUCUUGGAUUCCCCCCACGAAGAGGCGCGGCUCAGCGCGAGAAUCCGCGCGCUCUUCUCGCCGACCAGCGGAAUCGCGCUGGUACUUGGUGGUACCACUUGCGCUCGCACACACGCUCGCGCGCGAGCAUGUGUGCGUCGUCGAUGCGUGUGUUGGAUUAACAAACGCAUUCUCUCCCGCUCGCGCUCUCGCUGUGCCGCUCCGUUGCCGUCCGUCGUCGUGCCACGUGACAGAGACAAAAAACUCGUCUUCAUUAAACCUCACACCGACAAUUCCCCAUCGAUACGGUAAUGGAACACGAAUAUUUAGCGGAGAAACUCCGACGUUUAACAGAUACGAGCGCGAAAAGACAUUGACACUUUCACUGCCGAAAGACGCCUGCCCGGCGUCUUCGGUUUCUCUCAAGGAAGAAGCCGAGGGCGCCAAUACAGAGAAAGAGAGAGAAGAAAGACGCUCUCAUUAUUUGCCCGCUAGCGUUCAGUACGCUCGCAACCUUCGAAUGACGACAUUCAUCUGUCCCCGACAUUGCUAUGAAGAAAAUAAGCGACUACUUACGGACGUUCUCGUUUCCAGAAUUCUUAAUUGACAAUUUCGUGACAUUGCAGUUGAUCUUUUGUUGAGUGACAGUGUUGAACAAACUGUUGUUGAUGAACAAUUUGAGUUGUGUAAACAUGGUUACGUCAGUCUGAGAACACGACGGCUAUUUUUAACAUAAGUCGAAAUAAGUGGUCUUCUCGUGUAUAAUCCCGAUCGUGUAACAUACGGUAAAUUUCUAACAAAUCGUGUCAAUUUACGCGGCGACAUUUCUCUCCAACGACUCCUUCUACUCAACGCAGCCUCCACAAAGGCGAAGGAACCACCGUCGUCCACAGCGACAUUGAACUCUGCCGGGGGCGGCGGCGGCGGUGGCAAUAAUACCGGCAAUGGUCACGCGCCUCUAAGGCGCAGCUACACCUCCCUGAUGUCCACGCUGAUCGAGCACCACCGGAAACUGGAUCGCAGCGUAAGCGAACCAACGUCGCGUUACAAGACCGAGCUCUGCCGGCCGUUCGAGGAGAGCGGCGCGUGCAAGUAUGGCGACAAGUGCCAGUUCGCCCACGGCUAUAGCGAGCUACGCAACCUCGCCCGCCACCCCAAGUACAAGACCGAGCCUUGCCGCACCUACCAUUCGUCCGGCUUCUGCCCCUACGGGCCGCGAUGCCAUUUCAUACAUAACUUCGAGGAGGCCCGCAUACACAAUCAGAAGGUGAGCGCUCAGCUGGCCUCGACGCAACCAAACAUAAUGAGCCUGAACAGCCUGAAUCCACUGCUGAGCGCAGCGGCGGCCGCUGCGGCUGCCGCCGCGGUCGGCAACAGCACCGCCGGCAGUGCCGCGAACGCCACCGCCAACAACGUCAGCGUGCGCUUGCUCGAACAGAUGAACGCAUCGCCGCAGGUAGCCGCCGCUGCCGCAGCCGCAGCGGCCGCUGCCGUGAAUCAAAACGCUGCUGCCGCUGCCGCUGCAGCCGCCGCUGCCGCAGCCGCUACGCCCAAUCUCAUGAGAGCGAACUCGCUGAGCCUCGGCAGUAGCAGCGCUGUCGCAGCCGCCGUCAACAACGUGGCCAGCUACAAUCCGCCGCCGUUACUGCGAACAUCAUCGCUGAGUCUUGCCACGAACCACCAUCAUCAUCAGCAGCACCACCACGGCGCGCACCAUCAUCAUCAGUCGAGCAGUAACGCGGUCACCUCAAUGAUCGGUGCGAGCAAGCCAAAACCGCUCAACCUCAGCCCGACUUUCUCGCUCGGCAGCACUGGCGACUCGGCCUCGCCAUCCUCCAGUCUGAGCCAGUCCCCGACCAACUCUAUGGCUAGCUUCUUUAGCGACGAGUGUAGCCAGCAGUCCUGUACGAACCUGCCGACGACGCCAUUCAGCUUCGGCCAAGACUUCGGUCUGAUCCCGACCAGACAGAGCCCGAGUCCGCGCAACAGCGUCUGCAGCCCACUCGGUUCUGACGAACUAGCACCUAGGACGCCCUCUCCACUGUCGCCCAACACGGAGUCCAGGCUGCCAGUCUUCAACAGGAUCAGUGGCACCCUUGUGGACUUCGAGAACCUCAAGAUCUAAGAAGGAGAAGGAAGAGGAGACUGACUCUCGCAAGUUGGCGAGUCUCGAUCGAGAGUGCCGUGAUCCGCGAGGAAAUAGGCAGCACAGGAUCACUUUGUAGGAGUCCGUUUUCGAGAUGUAUGCGUUUUGCGAGCGACGACAGCGAAUCCCCGCGCAGCGGAUUCUUCUGUCGACGGAACUACUGAGGUUUAUACUUUCAUUUUUACACAUACACACACACAUACAAACAAACACACGUACACACGCGCAAAUUUACUGCGCGACUCCCUGCUUCCAGUCAUCGGCUUGUUAUUUAAAAAGCGCCACACUUCUAGGUCAAACAGGCACACACACCCGAGCACAUAUAUUUAACUCUCGUUUCUGAACGAGAUUGCCUUUUUCUCUCCUUACGUUUUUAUCUUCUCCUUUUUUUCAUAUAUAUAUAUAUAUAUAUAUAUAUAUAUAUAUAUAUGUAUAUAUUACUACGUUAUAGUCACACAUCUCAUGUAUUAAUUACGUUACACUGUCGGUACACUCGUCAUCUUAUCCUUUACUCUUGCUCUUCUUUCGUAUUCUAUUAUCGUUAAGAUCGCGAAUCCAGCGGAAAAAGCGAAAUCAACUCGGUGAGAGUUGCCGGGCCGCCGUUCAUUAGGGCUCGUUCGUCAGGCUCCGAGGAGGACGUAGCGAUCUCGGCGAGAGAUGACGAGAGAGGAAACGGGAGCUGCGAGGAGGGGCGACGGAGGGCACCGAGCGCAAGUUUAUUCCGAAACGUGACUUCUCCGAGUAAGUUGUUCAUUGAUCUCACUCGGCUCGCCCUCCCGACGCCCUCCGGUCCACGCGGUUCCCCUGUCCUCCGGCACACCUCUCACCCUGUCGAGUCUCUCGGGGGCCGCGUGCGCCGGCACGGCUCGGCACCGCUCGAUCCGGGGCAGGUGAAACGUUGCAAUAUUCCAAAACGUAUAGUUACACACGUUACGCUAAACGUACGGUUACGUUUCUUCGAGUUUCUUCUUCGAGGGAGUAAGGGUGGGGAAAGUUGUCUCGAGAGUGAAAGGAGAGGCGGGAGCGAGGACUCUCGUCGGCGAGCGAGUGAACGAGCGAGCGAACGAGAGAGAGUGAGCGAGUAAGUGUGAACGAGCGACUGUGUGUGUGUGUGUGUGUGUGUGUGUGUGUGUGCCUGUGUGAGUGCGUGUAUGUGUGAGCGAGUGAGUAUGAGAGAAUGAUAUAGAGGAGGACCGGGAUGGGGGGGGCAUAAGAAGCAGAGUGGGUGGGAGAGGAAAGAGUGCGUGAGAGAAAAUGGUAGUCGGGUGAAACCGAUUAACGCACUACGCGAAUGGCGUCGGUCGCGGCAAAAGCAGAGUUGUUGUAAUGUUCACGAGUCGAGACGCACUUUACGGUUCUACGGACCUACGGCUCUUGUCGCUCUUAUUUGUCGGCAUUUGGUGAACGUUCAACGCAUCGCGGAUAAACGCGCGGCCGAUUGCUCGGCGCGGAUCGUGGAUUCGCGACGCGUUCUUUCAGUAGUUCCACCUUGCUUUUACAUCGGUGUGAUGCCAAAACGUUCGGCGAUAUGGGGUGCAGGGUGUCGCGUUGAAACGCGCGUUUCAAAUUUGACACUCUCUGUACUCGCUGCAGCAAAAGGUUUUGUUUCUGACAAUUUUCAUGAAUAGACUGAGAGGAGUUUUAAGUUCUUCUUUUUACUAUAUUAUUAUAUUAUUAUAUUAUAUUAUUAUAUAUUAUAAUUAUUAUUAUAUUAUUAUUAUUAUUAUUAUUAUUAUUAUUAUUAUACUUGCAAAGAGCGACUAGAUGCAGAUACUGAGAUUUUCUCUUUAAGAAGAUCCGGAAAUGGAGCGUGCUGUUUCCGUUCGCGUUGGCCGGUUGCCCGAACGCGCGAAUAAACGAGUAUGUCUUCUUAUAAACUUUGAUCGUCUUCCAUAUUAAAAUGAUUAGGUUAUGUGGUGCGAAUGGCGGGAGAGAAUGACGGUGUGAGAGAAAGAGAAAGAGAGAUAGCUGGGACAAGAUAGAGCCGGUUGAAAGAUAAUGAGGGAAAGUGGUGUGGCUGUGAGCGCACACGUGUGCCUGACGUUGCGUUUCAUAAGAUAAUAAGCAAUGAGCAUAAAAACGUGCUGAUGACCACGACGACGAUGACGAUGACGGCAAUGACGAACGACGAUAACUGGCUGGAUGAAGUAAUGACGAAUAACGUAAUACUAAUAAUAAGAGUACAGAUAUAUUGUGUACAUUAGAGCGAAUACUGAGGAAGAGAAAGGGACACAUACAUUUCGACGAUCAAAUCGUCCGGAAGACUCGCGUCGAUUGCCAAAAGAGCGUUUCUCUUCUCCUCAAGUGGAAAAAAAAGAAUGCGAUCUCUUCUCGUCGCGAGGCUCAUCGACUUCCCCUCGGUUUCCGUGCACGCGCGAAAAACGCGCGUUCUAACGCGCACAUCUCCGCCCACAUCAUCGAUCAAUCUCCCGACAAUGCGUGAUAUCUUUGAUGCAUUGAAAUUGAAGAAUUUUAAUGUUUCAGAUGUGAGAGAGAGAGAGAGAGAGAGAGAGAGAGAGAGAGAGAGAGAGAGAGAGAGAACGUCGAGACAAACGUGUUGUUGGUGCGGUCGCGCUCGACUAGUCGAUUAACUAGGUCGAUUAACUUGAGUCGCAUUUCACUAUCGUACCAUAUAAUACCUACGAUAUCAACUGUACGAAUCAGCAUCAGCAUCGUGUAUCGCGUGCUAUAUUAUAUAAUUUAUUUAUUACACCAGGGAGGGGGGGGGGGAAAGGA
This is a messenger RNA of Odontomachus brunneus, 8830 nucleotides long. It is a transcript of the gene Tis11, whose product is annotated as mRNA decay activator protein ZFP36L1. Gene Ontology annotation, molecular function: metal ion binding; mRNA binding. Bases 4931 to 6073 code for a protein of 380 amino acids. The record is from RefSeq and is a predicted model, not a curated record. The transcript is spliced from 2 exons. Lineage: Eukaryota; Metazoa; Arthropoda; Insecta; Hymenoptera; Formicidae.